Molecule: messenger RNA, 1620 nt
Organism: Morus notabilis
Lineage: Eukaryota; Viridiplantae; Streptophyta; Magnoliopsida; Rosales; Moraceae
Product: transmembrane protein 64
Exons: 6
Coding region: 413-1381 (322 amino acids)
Source: RefSeq, a predicted model, not a curated record
ACUCAUUUUAAAGGAAAUCGCAAAGAAAGAAACAAACAGAGCUAAAGCUUAAUACUUAAUCCUCACCAAGCAAAUUACUUUAAAGCAUUUUCUUCUUCUUCUUCUUCUUCUUCUCAGUUUUCUUCUUAUUAUUAUUAUCAUCUUUUUUUACAAUAACCCGCCAAAUUAAAAAAAAAAAAACCCCCCCUCCAAAAUCUUGGUAUUUCUGGGAAAGAAAAAGAGGAAUUUCGAAGCGUUCGAGGUUGUUCGGAGAGAACAACAAGCUUUCGCUUCAACAAGUUCCGAAAUUUCUCUUUUGUUAAUCGCUGGUUUUGAAUAAUUAUGUGAAUCGAACCCUUCCUGAAGAAUUUGGAGAGGUUUCUGCUCGUUAAUCGUGUGUUUUUGUUUCUGGGCUUCUGGGGUCUUAACAAAGAUGACAAACUCUUCUGAGAAGUUAGAAAAGCACGCAAACGCUGCGCCUCAUGUGAGGGAAGACAGUGAAUAUGUUAGGCUGGUUAUAUCCAAUGAAACACGAGCCACAGAAGCUGAGAUUUUGCAGCCUCAGGCAGAAUCCAGGACCAACCCUCUCCUUUGGUGGGUCAAGGCCUUAGUCUUGUGUGUUGUUACCAUUAUUCUACUUCUUUUUUUGUUGAAGUGGGGAGUUCCGAUUGUUUUUGAAAAGGUUCUCAUCCCAAUCAUGAAAUGGGAAGCCACUGCUUUUGGCCGUCCUGUUCUUGCUAUUGUUCUUGUCGCUUCUCUGGCGCUGUUUCCUGUGAUCUUAAUUCCUUCUGGUCCAUCCAUGUGGCUGGCUGGAAUGAUUUUUGGAUAUGGUCUCGGCUUUGUUAUUAUCAUGGUUGGGACAACUAUUGGAAUGGUCCUUCCCUAUUUUAUUGGUCUACUGUUUCGCGAUCGCAUCCAUCAAUGGUUGAAAAGAUGGCCGCAGAAAGCUGAGAUGAUUAGACUUGCCGGGGAAGGGAGCUGGUUCCAUCAAUUCCGGGUCGUAGCUAUCUUUAGGAUUUCGCCAUUUCCAUACACAAUUUUCAACUAUGCAGUUGUAGUGACAAGUAUGCGAUUUUGGCCCUAUCUAUGGGGAUCGAUUGCUGGAAUGGUGCCAGAAGCUUUCAUUUACAUCUAUAGUGGUCGGUUAAUACGAACAUUAGCCGAUGUUCAGUACGGAAACUAUCACUUGACUACAUUGGAGAUUGUAUACAAUAUUAUCUCCUUAAUCAUUGCGAUUAUUACCACGGUUGCAUUUACCAUCUAUGCCAAAAGAGCUCUAAAAGAGCUUCAAAAGGUGGAAACUAACGGAGAAGCAUCCGUCUACAACCGUGAAAGUUUCGAGAUAGAGAAGCUUCCGCUUGAAAGACCUAAGCAUAUAGGACUGCCCUACAUUUCAGCGUAGCCGGAGUAUUUGAGAAAUAGCUUAGUUAGCUGGAAAAAAAAAAAAAAAAAAGAAUCAGAAGUUUUAGGGGCAUUAGAUUCUUUGACCUCUGUAAUUUUCCUUUCUUCUAUUUCAUUUUUGUAGUUUCUAGGGCAGGCUUGAUUUUUGUAAUUACAAAAGGAGGAAAAUAAGGAUAAAAGAAAUCUUCUCUUACAUUUUGUAUAAUAAUAUUCAAAAGGUUUAUAAUAACGUUGGCUUCU